Molecule: messenger RNA, 316 nt
Organism: Racocetra persica
Lineage: Eukaryota; Fungi; Glomeromycota; Glomeromycetes; Diversisporales; Gigasporaceae
Source: the annotation of a GenBank genome assembly
AUGAUUCUGGAAAUUUAACAAUGGGUAGUACUUCCGACUACUAUGAUUCUAUGUAUGUAGGUUUUCCGAUCGCGACAGUGUCCACUUUUGAUUCUGGCUAUUUAGUGGUUUUUAACAAUACAUUAAGCAAUUCAAUACUUCCACUUGAUUGUGAUAACGCACAUGAUGGGCAUAUUAUUUGUAUAGUCUCCGUCAACUACAACAAUAAUGUACGAAUUUAUCUUCAUCCAUUAGGGGCGGUACAAAGUAUGGAUGUAAUAUACAGCCCUAAUGUAUCUGGACUAUUCCAGCAAAGUUGGAGAACAAAAAUAUUACC